Impatiens glandulifera is the source of this 7319-nucleotide messenger RNA. RefSeq names its product glutamate synthase 1 [NADH], chloroplastic-like. The coding region runs from base 339 to 6989 and encodes 2216 amino acids. The record is from RefSeq and is a predicted model, not a curated record. NCBI's taxonomy places the organism in Eukaryota, Viridiplantae, Streptophyta, Magnoliopsida, Ericales, Balsaminaceae. Gene Ontology annotation, molecular function: glutamate synthase (NADH) activity; flavin adenine dinucleotide binding; FMN binding. The transcript is spliced from 22 exons.
GUGGAGCUGCUGCCUGCCCUCUCUCUCUCUCUCUCUUGUUCGGUUAUUGCGGCGGCCUUCUGCUUAUUCUCUUCUCAAGACUCAUAAAUACACUUUUUCAUUUUUCCAUAUCCUUUUCUCUCGAUCGUUUCUUCGUUUUCAAGCAACGGAUAAGGACGUGUUUUCACCAGCUGGAAGGAGAAUUUCACGACUAAUAGUUUCAUUUCCCGUUUCCUUCACACUUUUCUGACUGGAACUGAACAUUUGGUUGGUAGGAUUAUAGAUCUGGAAGUGAUUAACUUCAAAAUUCUGUUUACAGUGUCUGUAAACUCGAAGGAACAAAAACAGAGUUAUCGACAAUGUCGUCGAUGACUUCGAAUCCUCUCGUUCAAACGGGAAAUAACUGUGUUAUUCAUUCUCCAUCUGUGAAUGGGAGAUCAAUCGCUAAUCCUCAACUCAGCGUCGUGCAUCUCAGACGAGCUGAUGCGGCUAGAGCGGUUCGUGGCGGUGUUUGUGCUAAUCGGUCGAAUGUUUUUGAAAAGAGAUUCUACGGAAAUCGAGUACAUCUAUGGAAGUCUGACGGUCCUGGAAGGGAUCCGAAGCUGAAAGUGGUGGUGCGAUCUGCAUUGUCACAGGUGCCGGAGAAACCGCUCGGUUUAUAUGAUCCAUCAUUUGAUAAGGAUUCUUGUGGAGUUGGAUUUGUAGCUGAAUUAUCCGGAGAUAACACCCGUAAAACUGUGACGGAUGCUAUUGAGAUGUUAGUAAGGAUGUCUCACAGAGGAGCCUGUGGUUGUGAGACGAAUACUGGUGAUGGAGCUGGUAUCCUUGUUGGUCUCCCUCACGAUUUCUACCAAGGGGUUGCAAAAGAUGUGGGGUUUGAGCUACCACCACUUGGCCAGUAUGCUGUGGGGAUGUUCUUCUUGCCUACCUCUGAAAACAGGAGGGAACAAAGCAAAAUUGUAUUCACAAAGGUUGCGGAGUCACUUGGGCAUACUGUUCUUGGCUGGCGACUUGUUCCAACUGAUAACUCAGGCUUGGGAAAGUCUGCUUUGCAGACAGAGCCAGUUAUUGAGCAAGUGUUUCUCACACCUACCUCUAGGUCGAAAGCUGAUUUCGAGCAACAGUUGUAUAUAUUGAGGAGAGUUUCUAUGGUUGCUAUUCGGGCUGCGUUAAACCUCCAACAUGGAGGAACAAAAGACUUCUACAUAUGUUCCCUUUCCUCAAGGACCGUGGUCUACAAGGGUCAGUUGAAGCCCAACCAAUUGAAGGAAUAUUAUUAUGCAGAUCUUGGCAACGACAAGUUUAGGAGCUACAUGGCCCUGAUACAUUCAAGAUUCUCAACAAACACUUUUCCUAGCUGGGAUCGAGCUCAACCUAUGCGUGUCCUGGGACAUAAUGGAGAAAUUAACACUCUCAGGGGAAAUGUAAACUGGAUGAGAGCUCGGGAAGGUCUUCUUAAGUGCAAGGAGCUUGGCUUAUCAAAAGAUGAGAUGAAGAAGCUCCUACCGAUUGUAGAUGUUAGCUCCUCUGACUCAGGAGCUUUUGAUGGAGUUCUUGAGCUAUUGGUUCGAGCUGGUAGAAGUCUCCCAGAAGCCAUGAUGAUGAUGAUCCCUGAAGCCUGGCAAAAUGACAAAAACAUGGAUCCUGAAAGAAAGGCUCUGUACAAGUACUUUUCAGCUCUUAUGGAACCUUGGGAUGGACCUGCUCUAAUAUCAUUUACUGAUGGACGUUAUCUUGGAGCUACACUAGAUAGAAACGGACUGCGUCCUGGUCGCUUUUAUGUUACUCACAGCGGACGAGUCAUCAUGGCAAGCGAAGUUGGAGUUGUGGACAUUCCACCAGAAGACGUGGCAAGGAAAGGAAGACUGAAUCCUGGAAUGAUGCUUCUAGUGGACUUUGAGAAGCAUGUUGUUGUAGAUGAUGACGCUUUGAAGCAUCAGUAUUCUCUAGCCAGACCAUAUGGUGAAUGGAUCAACAGACAAAGGAUUGAGCUGCAUGAUAUACUCCAAUCAGUCAAGGAAUCUGACAAGAUUCCACCACCCAUAGGUGGAGUCAAACUAGCAUCAGAAGAGGAUGACAGCAUGAAAAACAUGGGCAUGCAUGGCAUAUUGGGUCCAUUGAAGGCUUUUGGUUACACCAUUGAAUCCCUGGAAAUGCUGCUUCUUCCAAUGGCAAAAGAUGGAGUUGAGGCCCUUGGGUCAAUGGGGAAUGAUGCACCCUUAGCCGUGAUGUCAAAUAGGGAGAAACUCACAUUUGAGUAUUUUAAGCAGAUGUUUGCACAGGUUACAAAUCCUCCUAUUGAUCCUAUUCGUGAGAAGAUUGUGACCUCCAUGGAGUGCAUGAUUGGUCCAGAAGGUGAUCUUACAGAGACUACUGAAGAGCAAUGUCAUCGUCUUUCUCUCAAGGGUCCUCUGCUAUCGGUCGAAGAAAUGGAGGCAAUCAAGAAAAUGAAUUAUAGAGGCUGGCGGAGUAAAGUUCUUGAUAUAACAUAUUCCAAAGAACGUGGGAGGAAGGGAUUGGAGGAGACACUGGAUAGGAUCUGUUCUGAAGCUCUUGAAGCAAUUAAUGAGGGUUACACAUUGUUGGUGCUGUCUGACAGAGCAUUCUCCUCAAAGCGCGUUGCUGUAAGCUCCCUCAUGGCUGUUGGAGCAGUCCAUCAUCAUCUAGUCAAGAAACUUGCAAGGACUCGGAUAGGUUUGAUUGUUGAGUCUGCUGAGCCCCGAGAAGUACACCAUUUUUGUACACUGGUUGGGUUUGGUGCAGAUGCUAUCUGUCCUUAUUUGAGUACAGAGGCUAUUUGGAGAUUACAGGUUGAUGGAAAAAUACCAGCCAAGCCAAAUGGUGAGUUCCACUCAAAAGAUGAACUGGUAAAGAAAUACUUUAAAGCAAGCAACUAUGGAAUGAUGAAGGUUCUUGCCAAAAUGGGCAUAUCAACUUUGGCUUCUUAUAAAGGCGCUCAAAUUUUUGAAGCCGUCGGCCUCUCCUCAGAAGUAAUGGAUAGGUGCUUUACUGGAACUCCAAGCAGAGUUGAGGGGGCAACAUUUGAAGUGCUUGCUAAUGAUGCACUUGAGUUGCAUAACCAGGCCUUUCCUUCGCGGGUUUCUCCACCAGGAAGUGCGGAAGAUGUUGCUCUGCCAAAUCCUGGAGAUUAUCACUGGAGAAAAGAUGGUGAGAUACAUCUGAAUGACCCAUUUGCUAUAGCUAAGUUGCAGGAGGCUACCAGAGGAAACAGUGUGGAAGCCUAUAAAGAAUACUCCAAGCGCAUACAUGAGCUCAACAAGGCCUGCAAUUUACGUGGGCUUCUGAAAUUCAAAGAGACAGACAAGAUGAUCCCACUGGAAGAAGUUGAACCAGCCAGUGAGAUUGUCAAGCGGUUUUGCACUGGAGCCAUGAGCUAUGGAUCAAUAUCCCUUGAGGCGCACACUACCCUCGCCAUUGCUAUGAACAAGAUUGGUGGGAAGUCGAAUACAGGUGAGGGAGGCGAGCAACCAUCACGCAUGGAACCUCUACCAAAUGGUUUGAGGAAUCCAAAAAGGAGUUCAAUUAAGCAAGUCGCAAGUGGGAGAUUUGGAGUAUCAAGUUACUACCUUACAAAUGCAGAUGAAAUACAGAUAAAAAUGGCUCAGGGAGCCAAGCCUGGAGAGGGUGGCGAACUACCUGGUCACAAAGUUGUAGGGGAUAUUGCAGUUACUAGGAACUCUACUGCUGGAGUGGGAUUAAUCAGUCCACCACCUCAUCAUGAUAUCUAUUCCAUUGAGGAUCUUGCUCAAUUAAUACAUGAUCUCAAAAAUGCAAAUCCAGAUGCUCGAAUUAGUGUGAAGUUGGUAUCAGAAGCUGGGGUUGGAGUAAUUGCUAGUGGCGUUGUUAAGGGGCAUGCAGAUCAUGUGUUGAUAUCUGGUCAUGAUGGAGGUACAGGAGCUUCUCGCUGGACUGGUAUCAAGAGUGCAGGUCUUCCAUGGGAACUUGGUCUUGCAGAAACUCACCAAACUCUAGUUGCUAAUGACUUACGUGGACGGAUGGUUCUCCAAACGGAUGGCCAACUGAAAACAGGAAGAGAUGUGGCUAUUGCAGCACUUCUAGGGGCAGAGGAGUUUGGUUUCAGCACUGCUCCUCUCAUAACCCUUGGAUGCAUUAUGAUGCGAAAGUGCCAUAAGAACACCUGUCCGGUUGGCAUUGCUACCCAGGAUCCUGUUCUUCGUGAAAAAUUUGCUGGAGAACCUGAGCAUGUGAUAAAUUUCUUCUUCAUGCUUGCGGAAGAACUACGAGAGAUCAUGUCUCAGCUUGGAUUUCGAAAUCUUAGAGAAAUGGUUGGUCGUUCAGAUAUGCUCGAGAUGGACAAAGAACUAGUUAUGAACAACGAGAAGCUUAAGAAUAUUGAUCUCUCUCUACUGCUCAGGCCUGCUGCUGACAUCCGACCAGAAGCUGCACAAUAUUGCAUACAGAAACAAGAUCAUGGCUUGGACAUGGCUUUGGAUAACAAACUAAUCUCUCUCUCAGGACCCGCUUUGGAAAAAAGUCUUCCUGUUUAUAUUGAAACGCCGAUAUGCAAUGUGAAUCGUGCUGUUGGAACAAUGCUUAGCCACGAAGUGACAAAGCGCCACCACAUGGCUGGGCUUCCUCCAGAUACCAUCCAUAUUAAACUCAAUGGGAGUGCAGGACAGAGCCUUGGAGCUUUUCUUUGCCCUGGCAUCACUCUAGAGCUUGAGGGUGACAGCAACGACUAUGUUGGUAAAGGAUUGUCUGGGGGAAAGAUUAUUGUUUAUCCUCCGGAAGGAAGCCAGUUUGAUCCAAAGGAAAACAUUAUUAUUGGUAAUGUUGCUCUUUAUGGAGCAACAAGUGGUGAAGCUUAUUUCAAUGGUAUGGCAGCAGAAAGGUUUUGUGUCCGCAAUUCUGGGUCAAAGGCAGUUGUGGAAGGUGUUGGAGAUCACGGAUGUGAGUAUAUGACUGGUGGGAUUGCUGUCGUACUGGGGAAAACUGGGAGGAAUUUCGCGGCUGGUAUGAGUGGCGGCAUUGCUUAUGUUCUUGAUUUGGAUGGUAAGUUCAACUCCAAAUGUAAUCAAGAACAAGUAGAUCUUGAUAAGGUUGAGGACCAGGAGGAUAUCAUGACACUGAAGAUGAUGAUACAGCAACAUCAACGCCACACAAACAGCCAGCUUGCUAAAGAAGUGCUUGCUAAUUUUGAGAAUCUCUUACCCAGCUUCAUUAAGGUGUUCCCUAAGGAGUAUAAAAAAGUGAUGCUUGCAAAGAAAAAAGAGGUAAUUGCCAAAGAGGCAGCCGCUAAGUCUACCAAAGAAGCUGAAAACCUGGAAGAGGCUGAAUUGCAGGAGAAAGAUGCUUUUGAAGAGCUUAAGAAGAUGGUUGCAGUUUCCUCGAGUGUGGAAGACAGUCAGCAGGAAAUUGAGAAGGCUGAAUCUCCAAAGAGGCCAAGCCGUGUUUCUGAUGCUGUAAAACACAGAGGGUUCAUUGCUUAUGAGCGUGAGAGCAUAUCAUACAGGGACCCAAAUGCUCGGGUAAAUGAUUGGAAGGAGGUAAUGAUAGAAACAAAGCCAGGCCCACUUCUAAAGACACAGUCUGCCCGUUGCAUGGACUGUGGGACUCCCUUCUGCCAUCAGGAGCAUUCUGGGUGUCCACUUGGGAAUAAAAUACCUGAAUUCAAUGAGUUGGUUCACCAAAAUAGAUGGCGUGAAGCAUUAGAUAGACUUCUGGAAACGAACAACUUCCCAGAGUUCACCGGUCGGGUAUGUCCUGCUCCUUGUGAGGGUUCAUGCGUUCUGGGUAUCAUUGAGAAUCCUGUAUCAAUCAAGAGCAUUGAAUGCUCCAUCAUAGAUAAAGCGUUUGAGGAGGGUUGGAUGGUCCCAAGGCCUCCACUCAAGAGAACAGGGAAAAAAGUUGCUAUCAUUGGGAGCGGACCUUCUGGGCUGGCUGCUGCUGACCAGUUGAAUAAAAUGGGUCAUGUUGUGACAGUAUAUGAACGUUCUGAUCGAAUUGGUGGUUUAAUGACGUAUGGAGUCCCAAACAUGAAGACCGACAAAAUUGAGAUAGUACAGAGACGUGUUAACCUUAUGGCUCAGGAAGGCAUCAAUUUUGUGGUUAACGCGAAUAUUGGAAAAGAUCCGGCAUACUCUGUAGAUCAGAUUCGCAAGGAGAAUGACGCUAUUGUUCUAGCAGUUGGUGCUACAAAACCAAGGGACCUUCCUGUGCCUGGACGUGAUCUGAAAGGGGUUCAUUAUGCUAUGGAAUUUCUUCAUGCAAAUACAAAAAGUCUACUUGAUAGCAAUCUAAAGGAUGGUAAAUACAUAUCUGCCAAGGGGAAGAAAGUAGUAGUAAUUGGUGGAGGAGACACUGGGACAGAUUGCAUAGGGACGUCCAUCAGACAUGGGUGUAGUAGCAUUGUGAAUUUGGAGCUUCUUUCUAAACCUCCUCAGACAAGAGCCCCUGGCAAUCCCUGGCCACAGUGGCCAAGAAUAUUCCGUGUAGAUUAUGGGCACCAGGAAGCUUCUGUUAAAUUUGGUAAAGACCCAAGAACAUACCAGGUGUUGACGAAGCGGUUUGUGGCAGAUGAGGAGGGGAAGGUUAAGGGAGUUGAGAUUGUACAUGUGAAUUGGGAGAAGGAUGAUAGUGGGAGGUUUCAAUUCAAAGAAAUUGAAGGGUCAGUGGAAAUGAUAGAGGCAGACCUAGUCUUUUUAGCCAUGGGAUUCCUAGGCCCUGAGUCGUCAUUGGCGGAGAAGCUGGGGGUAGAACAAGAUAACAGGUCAAACAUCAAGGCAGAAUAUGGUAAUGGCGAGGGUGGGUUCUCGACCAGUGUGGAAGGGGUGUUUGCAGCUGGAGAUUGCAGGCGUGGACAAUCUUUAGUAGUUUGGGCCAUUUCUGAAGGCAGACAAGCUGCUAGCCGAGUCGACAAAUAUCUCAUGAAAGAAGAAAACAAGCAAACUGGAGCUACAAGUGGUGGGAGACAAGACAAGAUGACCCCGUCAAACAGCAUCAGCAAGGUAGCAGGAAAGAAACAGUAAUAAUAAUUAGUCAGUUUAUAUAUAUAUUAUAGAGAAGGAAAGAAGGAAGGAGUUCUGCCCCAUGGAUGAUGAUGAUGAUGAUAAUAUCGCGUUUUCUGUAUCCUCUCUUUGUUUAUAUAUAAGCAAAAAAAACAUUAUUAUUAUUAUUAUUAGUACUAUUAAGUUUGUUAAGUAGUCUGUGGUUUGGAGCCAGUCUUGCUCCAGUGGAAAAGAAUAAAUAAUAUUAUUAUGUACAGCACCUUUGUUUUGUUGUCUUUGGUUUACUGAUAUUCCAUUUCAAAUGCAAUUUCAAGUAUGAAUUAUUAUUGAUAGUUAUUUGUUUGUUCUUCU